This is a messenger RNA of Zymoseptoria tritici IPO323, 3207 nucleotides long. RefSeq names its product alpha-mannosidase (gene MgAMN6). Gene Ontology annotation, biological process: carbohydrate metabolic process; mannose trimming involved in glycoprotein ERAD pathway; endoplasmic reticulum mannose trimming. Gene Ontology annotation, cellular component: membrane; endoplasmic reticulum. The record is from RefSeq and is a predicted model, not a curated record. Gene Ontology annotation, molecular function: mannosyl-oligosaccharide 1,2-alpha-mannosidase activity; calcium ion binding. The transcript has a single exon. The annotation marks the transcript as partial. NCBI's taxonomy places the organism in Eukaryota, Fungi, Ascomycota, Dothideomycetes, Mycosphaerellales, Mycosphaerellaceae.
AGACAAGAUACUCAAGACCUCUUCUACCAUGGAUAUGACAACUACCUUGCCCAUGCCUUUCCCGAGGACGAAUUGCGGCCGAUAGCCUGCAAGCCGCAGACCCGAAACCGCGACAAUCCGGCCGACAUUGGUUUGAAUGAUGUGCUGGGAAACUACAGUUUGACCUUGAUCGAUUCGCUAUCGACCCUGGCAAUCUUGGCCUCAGAGCGGGAAGAGGGGAGACAAGACAAGCGACAACCAUUGCGAGACUUCCAAGAUGGUAUACAGAGUCUGGUUGAAUUAUAUGGCGGCGGGACCGACAGCACGAGAUGCGGUACAAGAGCUUGCGGAUUCGAUCUGGACAGCAAGGUGCAGGUGUUCGAGACGAAUAUCCGUGGUGUGGGAGGACUGCUGUCGGCACAUCUUUUCGCCAUUGGAGAGCUGCCAAUUCGUGGUUACAGUCCAGUCUGGAAGAAAGGCAAGAAUCCCGGCAUCCGAUGGAGGAACGGCUUGGUCUACAAUGGACAACUCCUGAACCUGGCCCACGAUCUUGCGUCGAGACUCCUUCCAGCAUUCAGCACAUCGACAGACAUUCCCUAUCCGAGAGUCAACCUCCGCACCGGUAUUCCAUUCUACCUCGAUACCGAAGGGUUCUGCCGGGCUGAUGGCUCUCAAUCAGAACCUCGCGAGAUUACGGAGAACUGUGCCGCGGGUGCUGGCAGUCUAGUCCUAGAGUUCUCAACCCUCAGUCGACUCACCGGUGACAUGCGAUUCGAAAAUCUUGGCAAGCGUGCUUUCUGGGCUAUAUGGAAACGUCGUUCUGCGAUCGGUCUGAUCGGGAAUGGUAUCGACGCGGAGAGUGGACUUUGGACCAACCCCCCACUCGCUGGGAUCGGAGCCGGCAUCGAUUCGUUCUUUGAGUACUCGCUCAAAUCUCACAUCUUGCUCAGCAAUCUUCCGUACGACCCAGCCAAUUCCUCGAUCGACUCGCCGGACAACUUUCUUCGAGUGUGGGAAGGUGCUCAUGCUGCUGUGAAGAGACACAUCUACCGAAAGAGCCAUCAUGACAAGUAUCCCUACUAUGCUCAAGUCGACGCGAUGAAUGGAGCUCCAAGAUACAACUGGGUGGACAAUCUGUCUGCUUACUAUCCUGGUCUCCUUGUUCUUGCUGGAAAGCUUGAUGAAGCCAUCGAGUCUCAUCUCUUGUUCAGUGCUCUAUGGACAAGGUACAGUGCGCUUCCUGAAAGAUGGCAUGUUCCCAAUGCCUACAUCGAUCCUCACUUCCGACAUUGGGCUGGGCGACCGGAAUUUAUUGAGAGCACAUUUCAUCUCUUCCAGGCCACUAAGGAUCCAUACUAUUUACACACCGGUGAGAUGGCACUGCGAGAUAUCCGUCGAAGGUGUUGGACCAAGUGCGGCUGGGCUGAUCUGGGCGAUGUCAACACUGGAGAACAAAGAGAUCGCAUGGAAAGCUUCUUCUUGGGAGAGACUGCCAAAUACCUCUACCUCCUUUUCAGCGAGGACCACCCGCUGAAUAAACUUGAUCGAGCCGUCGUUUUCACUACGGAGGGUCAUCCACUGGUCAUUCCAUCAAAAUAUGGGUCGCCAUCGGGCGGCAACGGUGCGACAAAGAGACCCGACAAGAAUCAUCCGAAGAACAACUCACCCGCACCAACAUGCUCCAUUCCGCUGCCUCCGAUGCCAUUCACUAUCAGCAAUGUGGUCAAUCGAAGCGACUUCUUUCAUGCUGCGGCAGUGGCUCAACUUCACAUGGUACCAAUCAAUCCCGUUCGCUCUUCCGCGCUUAUGAAAAGCUCGCCUCUUGGUCCCGGCAUAUCUCUUGCCGACGUCCGGAGUCCAACGAACUAUACAUUCUUUCCAUGGACACUUUCCAAAGACCUGAUCCCUAUCAACGGCCUCAGUUCUCCCGUUGCCGACCCGGUCAUCAGUACCCUUACAUUCCCAUUGCUGAGCUCUACCACCAACCCGGAGACGGAUAACGGUCUGCCUCGACUAGGCGCACUCCACAAACUGGCUGAUGGAAUCCUCAUCAACUCUCUCUCCAACCUGCGCCUAAACAUGAUCCAAGAACCGAAGUCCAUCCUGCUGCCCAUGAGUGACGGCUCCUCCCUUCUCCAUGAAGUUGGUGAAGAGUACCGCAUCCACGGCAUCGCAAAUUGGGCUCUCGGCCGAGACGAACGCGUUCUGCUGACAAGCGAUGCUCUGAAGGCCAUCAGUCCUGGUGAUCCGCAUUUCACUCGCGUAAAGGACCUCGAGAUGCUCGAUCUCAUCAUCGACAUCCCGCUUCCUGCUGGUCACCAAGCCACAGCGACUCCCAUCCUUGUUGACGUGGAUGACUCUUCUGACGCCGAGAACACCACUCUUGACAACAUGUGGGACGAGCUCGAAGGUAUGCUCUCAACUCUCCUCGGUUCGACGUCCGCCAUCGAGAGAGUCAAGACAAGCCUUCAGACCCCGCGUCCAACGUCUUCUCCAUCAUCUACGUCCCCACCUCAGCACUACAUUCGGCACAGCCUCCCCGCUAUUCUCCCCUCCGGACCAGGUGCUGCUCCUCUUCCCGCCAUCCUCGACGAAGACGCCGCUCCUGCUCAUCAGCUCGGCAAGCUCCCUUUGAAGAAGAUAUUCUGGCUCGACGAUCAACUCUGCGAGCAUCGCUUACCCUCCCACAUCGCCCAAUCAUACCAAGUGCUGGUGAUGAAGCGCGGUGGGUGUAGCUUCAACGAGAAGCUAGCGAAUGUCCCAGCUGUGUCGCCGCCUUCUAUCGCAGCUGGGAAUCGAGGCGAAGAUGUUGGCUUGGGAUUGGUGAUUGUGGUAUCGGAGCAUCCAGUACCCUCUCCUCAUGACGAAGACAAUGGAACGGGUCAGUCUGUACCCUCUCCGGGGUUGAUCAAGCCGUAUCUUGAAAAAACACAGCGGACACCAGCUGGUAUCGAACGCCACUAUCCUCUUGCGAUGGUCAUGGUCGAAGGCUCGACGCCGCUGAAGCCCAUCAGUGUCGCUGCGGGAGGACCGUCCAGCAGUCCUGCACGAGAAGUCCUGAGGCGAGCGAGCGCCGGUCAGGGGAAGUUCGAUGAGGAGACGGGCGAGUUUGUUGAUCAAUCUACAACUCACAAGGCCGGCGAGGCGGUGAAAGGUGGGUUGGGAGUGAAGAGGAGAUUCUGGUUUGAGAGUCUAGGUGUGGUGAUUGGGAACUUGGGGAUGAUUUGA